GCUUUUCCAGUCUUCGAUUCGAUUUACAUUACAAAAAGAUAAGAGCGGCGAUAAUUCACUGUUUGUUUAUAUUUUCUCUUUUUCUUUUGCUUUAGUUUUCAUUAUACUGUUCUUACUUUAUUUUAGAACAAAAAUUUAUGCGACAUAAUUUAUUCAGUAAAGAGUAUACGAAAAUAAAUAUUUCAAAUACUUGUAGUUUUAAAUAUAUGGUAAUAUUUAUGUGAAUUCAAUUAUUUUUAAAUAUAAAAUAGUUCUCUAUUAAUUUUUUAAACUACCUAAUAAAAAAUUUCUAUCACAUAUAUUGAGUAUUUUAUUAGACAAAAAAAAUUCAACAUUCGAGCAUACAUUCCACAUUUAAAUAUUUGAGAACUUAUUUAAUUCUUUCUUUCAUUAAGGAGGCAAGAACUGGUCAGCAUUUGAGAUUUUUGUAGUAAAAUAAUUGAUUAUGGUUAGGGAGCAGACAUAUGUUGGGUCACUUUUGGAAGUGGAAUAAUUUGAUAGCAACUUUGUUUGCACAGUUAUUGUUGCAAAUUAGUUCUCUUCUGCUUUAAAGGUCAACAAGUAGGGGAAUAUGAUCUGAAUUAAAGUGACCUAUUUUGAAGGCUCUCUCAGCUAUACUAUAUUUCUGGGUUUUUGGAUUUGGCUCUGACAAAGAUGGGAGAAUAUUUAUGACCCCUUUUGCCCAUCUGGGUCAUCCAAGAAUUCGGUUCAAAAUUUUCCAUUUUGUCAUUUUUGGGUGAUUUAGGGAACUGGGGUUCAGUUCUUGGUUGAUUAUUGGAGGUCUCUAGAGAUUAUAAGAUGAUAUGUUAGGAGACAGGUGACAAAUUUUUGGGCCUAUUUGUGGGGUUGGGGGUAGGGGGUGGGGAUAGGGUUGGGGUUGGUUUGAUGAAACCUGAGUUUGAGUUUAGGGAUUUUGGAAUAUGGGAUUAGAUGGUGAUGGUAUAAAGGUGGAGUCUUGUGAAUCAAAGGGGAAGAAGAAGAAGAAGGAGAAAGAGGAUAGUGGUUGCUGGAUUAAGUUGAGGUUUAUUGGUGGCUGUAUUUCCUCAAAAUCUAAAGUUGACAGCUCCAUCAGUAGCAUCAGCACUAACUGUGCAGAAAAUAAAUCCAAAAACGAUACAAGCAAAGACCAGCCCGUUGCUCCGGUUAUCUCAUCAACGACCACAAGUAGUGCGGAAAGUAACUCCUCUACCUCUAAACAUGAAGAAGAACUUAGAGUUUCUUCUCGGCUUCGAAAGUUCACGUUUAAUGAUUUGAAGUUGGCCACGAGAAACUUCAGACCAGAAUCCCUUCUCGGUGAAGGGGGUUUUGGCUGUGUCUUCAAGGGGUGGAUUGAAGAGAAUGGGACAGCACCUGUCAAACCCGGGACAGGGCUUACUGUUGCUGUGAAAACUCUAAAUCAUGAUGGGCUUCAGGGUCAUAAAGAAUGGCUGGCCGAAGUAAAUUAUCUUAGCGAUCUCAUUCAUCAAAAUUUAGUUAACCUAAUUGGCUACUGUAUUGAAGAUGAUCAGAGGCUAUUAGUUUAUGAAUUUAUGCCACGAGGAAGCUUGGAAAAUCAUCUUUUCAGAAGGUCCCUGCCCCUUCCAUGGUCUAUCCGCAUGAAGAUAGCUCUUGGUGCGGCAAAAGGUCUUGCUUUUCUUCACGAGGAAGCAGAAAGACCAGUGAUAUACCGUGAUUUCAAAACAUCCAACAUUCUGCUGGAUGCGGAUUACAAUGCCAAACUUUCUGAUUUUGGACUUGCCAAAGAUGGUCCAGAGGGUGACAAAACUCACGUUUCUACGCGUGUCAUGGGGACAUAUGGUUAUGCAGCCCCGGAGUAUGUGAUGACAGGACAUCUGACGUCAAAGAGUGACGUGUACAGUUUUGGUGUAGUUCUGCUUGAAAUGAUAACAGGUAGGAGAUCAAUGGACAAGAACCGGCCCAACGGUGAACACAACCUUGUUGAAUGGGCGCGGCCACAACUAGGUGAAAGGAGGAGAUUUUACCGCUUGAUAGAUCCUAGACUUGAAGGUCAUUUUUCUAUUAAAGGCGCCCAAAAAGCUGCACAGUUGGCUGCUCGGUGCCUUAGCCGGGAUUCCAAAGUCAGACCUAUGAUGAGUGAAGUGGUUGAAGCCUUAAAGCCAUUACCAAGUCUCAAGGACAUGGCAAGUUCAUCCUACUAUUUUCAGACCAUGCAAGCGGACCGAGUUGGGUUCAGCCUAAAUACCAAAGAUGGCCUUAGAACACAGAGAUCAUUCUCAAGGAAUGGACAAUUGCCUCCAAGAAGUCUCUCAAUUCCCAAUGGUUCUCAUGCUUCUCCACAUCAUUAUCAGUUUCCUCAGAAUUCACCAAAACCAAAACCAGAUGGGAAAUCAUAGAACUGGAUUGUUGGCUCCCCUACUAGCAGAUGAAGAACAGUAAAUUUUUUAAUCAUGUUUUGAUCUUUCAAAAUGCAUUAACUCAUAACGGAGCUCAAGUCCAUGGAGUAAAUAUUUGUCUUUGUCGAUAAAU
Molecule: messenger RNA, 2487 nt
Organism: Nicotiana attenuata
Lineage: Eukaryota; Viridiplantae; Streptophyta; Magnoliopsida; Solanales; Solanaceae
Product: probable receptor-like protein kinase At5g15080
Exons: 6
Coding region: 921-2354 (477 amino acids)
Biological process (GO): protein phosphorylation
Molecular function (GO): protein kinase activity; ATP binding
Source: RefSeq, a predicted model, not a curated record